AUGGCACAAACAUACAGACACAACGGCCAGUGUGGUAUCUUCAUUCAUGCUGGGGCGGGUUUCCAUAGCGUUGAUAAUGAGCUCAAGCAUCUGAAGGCCUGCGAAACAGCUGCCAUCAAGGGCAUGGCAUUCUUGCGCAACGGUGGCACCGCAGUCGACGCCGUUGAAGCAGCCCUAAUGACCCUUGAAGACUGCCCCAUCACGAAUGCAGGAUUUGGGAGCAACUUGAAUGCGAAAGGUGUUGUCGAGGGCGAUGCCUCGAUUGUCGAUCAUUUCGGACAUAGCGGAGCAGCUGGAGCUGUGCCAAACGUGAAGAACCCAAUCAUGCUAGCUCGCAAGAUCUACGACCAGGCCAACGUGCCACUAGGCAUGUCAAGAGUGCCUCCAAAUUUCAUUGCUGGAGAAGGUGCCAAGGAAUUUGCAUGGAAGCAUGGUAUAGUUCUCGUGCCUGAUGAAGCUUUGAUCACGCCGGCAUCUCUAGAAAGAUACAAAUCAUGGGCAGCGGAAUCCAAUGAUUACGAUCGUGACCACCAUAAAGAAAUGGUCGAUCCCUGGUGUCGCCGACCUCUGACUCCCCUAGAAGAUCGCAUUGAACGCCUCGAAUGCCUCGACCGUGCUAAAAACCCUGAGAUUUAUAUUUCAAGCAAUCUCAAUGCCCACGAGCAGACACCAGAAGAAGAACUGAAAGUGCUAAAACCCCUCACUCCGCUUGCUGGCGUGAAGGGGCGAUCAGCAAGUUCGCCAGAUCAGCAAGCAACGAAGAAGGCCAAGCUUGGUUGUUCGCACCAGCCUGUGCAGCCUCAGCAGCCCGUCUUUCCUGGGGGCCCAUUCCCCGAUGGGAGCUCCGAAUCCGACAACGAGAAGAAAGAGGAUGAUGUGAUUACCGACACUGUUGGCGCAAUUGCAAUUGACAGAUAUGGAAACAUUGCAGCAGGAUCUUCUUCUGGCGGCAUAGGUCUGAAGCACCCCGGUCGUGUUGGGCCUGCGGCUCUCAUUGGCAUUGGCACUCAUGUCAUGCCAGAAGACCCGACCGACCCAGAGGGGACUUGUUGCGCAGUCGUCACAUCUGGAACUGGGGAGCUUAUAGCUGCGACCCUUGCGGCAAGCACUUGCGCCCAGCGGAUGUACUACAGCCAGAAAAUGGGCCCCAACGGCUCGUUUACCCAUGUUUUAGAGGAGGAGGCACUCACAUCCUGGAUGAGAAGAGAGUUCAUCAGUAAGUCUUCUUCGUCAUUGUUAUUGUUGCAUGAGACUCAAAGUUGGUCUGAUCUUGUUUACUAG
This is a messenger RNA of Penicillium soppii, 1281 nucleotides long. Its product is annotated as threonine aspartase 1. Gene Ontology annotation, biological process: protein maturation. Gene Ontology annotation, molecular function: threonine-type endopeptidase activity. NCBI's taxonomy places the organism in Eukaryota, Fungi, Ascomycota, Eurotiomycetes, Eurotiales, Aspergillaceae. The record is from RefSeq and is a predicted model, not a curated record. The transcript is spliced from 3 exons. The coding region runs from base 1 to 1281 and encodes 426 amino acids.